UUUCUCUUUAUCAUUUUCUUUCUUCAUUGCUCUUUUUUAUCAUUUUCAUCUAUUUGCCCUUUUUUUAUAUAUAGUUUUCCUUUCCAGCCGCUUUUUUUUUCUUGCUCUUCACACACAGAUCUUUCAAUAGUUUUUCAUUUUUUGCUGAUGUCCGAUGUUACUUUACCACCUCUGAAAACCGUCCUUUCACUGCAACCAUGCAACGAUCGCACUGUCGAGUCACCAUCAUCGGCUAGUUCAAGUUACACAAAUCAUCAAAAUCCUGUGCUUCUCUUCCAUAGCCAUUCGCAACUGAAUUUACCUCCGCUGGCCACACAACCACCAUCAACCUUACCCACCAAUUUAUCGUCAUCCGCAGCACCAUCGAAACCAAAUUCAACUGCUGCGCAACCUAUCAAUAUCAAUAGCAACAAUGUUGCUGCUGCGACAACCGAACCAUCUUUGCCUUCAAAACUACACAUGUUCUUUAGUUAUCAGAAUGACCACAUUGCCACCGCCCUUGACGGUCCCUCGUUUUCGAAAAACUCCUCACUUCACACUCCGGCGGGUACUUUAUCCAAUCGAACGACGAAAACCGACGAAACACACCCAUCCUCUUCUCAAAACAGUAAUCCUUCCUCCACAUUUAUAAAUACCACCACCAACGAUCAUGCAAUUCCAACCACCGCCAAUGCGGAGGAUUGUACUCACAAUGCGGGCAUGAACCGACGAAGGAAAUACCGUCGUAGUAGUGAGAGCAAUGACGUGAGAAUGAUCAAAGAUUCCAACCACCGACGACCCCCACGUACCUCCGCCAAAGACGAACCCGAUGAUCCUACCAAAACAGACAUUGACAAACACAUACGAGCCAUGAAUUGGUACCAGAAAAUGCAGCUGUCAGACGACAUAUGGAACGAAACCUGCGACUUGUUUCUCUGCGUCCGAGAAACCAAAACACUGAAAAGCCGCGGUCCCAACCGAAAAUGCAUCCACAUCCUGGCUUCCAUCUUGUACAUCCUUUGUCGUAAAUACAACAAUCCUCGUACUUUUGCCGAAAUAUGUACCGCGGCCGGUAUCAAGAAACAUGAAAUUGGUGUGUACUAUCGUUUGAUGCUUAAAUUACUUGAACCGACUGGAUUCACCACCAGCGGUUUACGGACCACCGAUAUCGAAGAGUUCCUAAAGAGAUGGUGCAGUAACCUUCACCUGGAAGAUUGGGUCGCUCGAGCAGCGAUGCAUGUCUUUCAGCGCGCUUACGAACUCAACCUGAUGGCUGGCAAAUGUCCCAUUUCCAUUGGUGCCGCCAGCAUUUGUUUAUGCUGUCAAGGAUGGCAAUCGUCUCCAGAAAAUGAUCGCGAGACAGCCAAUGACGCCCAAGCAAAUCUGUGGCGAGAUCAACGUGACAUUGCCCUUGCAGCAGGGGUUGUAUCAGUUACCCUCAUCACUUGUUAUCGAGUGCUGUGGCAGCAUCGAUCAUUGCUAUUUCCCCAAUGGUUUAUAAAUAAAAUAUGUCUCCAUCCAGAGUAAACAUUCAUAUCUCUUGUUAUUCCCAUGUUCAAUGUAAACUAGUGACUGCCACCUUAUACCAUCUAGCAUGAAAUAAAAAUAAAAAAAUAACCGUC
Molecule: messenger RNA, 1601 nt
Organism: Radiomyces spectabilis
Lineage: Eukaryota; Fungi; Mucoromycota; Mucoromycetes; Mucorales; Radiomycetaceae
Exons: 2
Coding region: 148-1506 (452 amino acids)
Biological process (GO): transcription initiation at RNA polymerase II promoter; transcription preinitiation complex assembly
Cellular component (GO): transcription preinitiation complex; nucleus
Molecular function (GO): TBP-class protein binding; RNA polymerase II general transcription initiation factor activity
Source: RefSeq, a predicted model, not a curated record